AUGGAAAGCACAGCAUCAAAGAGCUGGUACGAUAUAGUUGUGGAGGAAGAGGAGAAUAAAGUCCAGGAGCUGAUGGAUGUCAUAUCAGCUCUAAACCAAAAGCUUGAAAAGGCUACAGGUGAUUUGAAGACAGUGACAGAGGAGAAAAAGGCUCUUGCGAGGCAAUUACAGAGCAGGUGGAAAAUGCAUCAGGACAAUGAAUGGAAAUGGUCUCGCAAACUGAUGGCUUUAGACAAACAGCUGAAGCAAAGCCAGAAAAUCAACCAGGAGCUGUCUUCCUCUUUAAAAAGACAGGAGGAAGACAACCAGAGGCUCCAGGUUGAGAUCCUGGAGCUCCAAGAAGAGAAAGACCAACAAAUACUGAAGGCUGACAACCUCCAGAAACAGCUAGAGGAGGUCAGACAGACGUAUUUAGAGGCUUCAAACAUGGAGCAGAUUCUGAAAGAGACCCUGUCAGAGAAAGACAGCCUGCUCAGAGAGAGAAAGAUACAACUGGAGCAAGAGAGACUACAGCUACCAGCAAGGAAAAGAAGCUAG
Xyrichtys novacula (pearly razorfish) is the source of this 537-nucleotide messenger RNA. Lineage: Eukaryota; Metazoa; Chordata; Actinopteri; Labriformes; Labridae. The record is from the annotation of a GenBank genome assembly.